This is a messenger RNA of Neoarthrinium moseri, 909 nucleotides long. RefSeq lists its product as uncharacterized. The coding region runs from base 1 to 909 and encodes 302 amino acids. NCBI's taxonomy places the organism in Eukaryota, Fungi, Ascomycota, Sordariomycetes, Amphisphaeriales, Apiosporaceae. The transcript has 2 exons. The record is from RefSeq and is a predicted model, not a curated record.
AUGGAAGCCUCAAGCACUAUCAAGUACAGAGCCAACUCCGACGACAGCGCGCUGGAUGAUUGCUAUUUCCCUUGCAAUGCCGCCUACCUCAAAGCCCAAGUCAGUCGAGACUGGGAGGACUAUUGCGCCGCCGGCAACGCCUUCGAGACCUACUGGAACAACUGCCUGUGCUGCGUGCAAGCGAAGCUGGACAACGGUUACAAGGCCGAGGACUACCUGGCUAAAGACUUCGCAGGCCAGCUUGCGAUAUGCGAGUCAAAUGCUGCCGCGAAGCCCGCCAAGCUCUGGGAGCCUGCCCCUUGUACGAUCCCGUCAUCAGCUCCCGCCACGCCGAUAGUCACCCCGUUCCCGACACAGACGGUAUGGGGCAUCGGCGCACCCCAGGACUCCUUAGGAGUUGGGGUUUCGACAACAUACGCGCUUAGCCAGCUGCGGCCCAACCAUAACCAGCGUCCCGAAAUCACGAUUCCCACGAUCUCUGCAACACCGACCGGAGCUAGGACGACGCUGACGACGGUCACGUCCAGCCGCACCUUUACGGACAAGUCAGGCCAUUCCACUGUGUUGCUCGCCACCGAGACACUCUUGACGAUUAUUGGGAUGGAGAGCACGGCCACAUCGACACCUCAAAGUGAGGCCGAAGGCGUAACAGGAGGCUACGCAUGGAUAGCAGGCCCUGUGGUAGGCGGCUGUGUGUUGGCGCUUCUUUUGGUGCUGCUCGGGUGGCUGAUACGGAAGCGGCGGGCCUCCAGAGUUGAUGCGCGUGUUGGUCGGCAGGACCAUUCGGAAGAUGAUGGGGAUGCGUUUCACACCCACGAGCUCCCAUCCAAGUCCAUACCAACCCCAGAAAUUGAUGGGAAGGUGGCAGUCUUCGAACUAGACACUUCGGAGGUCAAGUCAACCCAGUGA